AUGUGUACAGAAAAAAUGAUCAAAAAUAACUCCGACACCAACUUAAAAAAGGAAUAUAAUGUUCUUCAAUGUACUAUCGAGCAUGGUCUUACUAUGCUCAAUGAUCGAAAUGAUUUAAUUAUUGAAUAUCAACGAUCAACAGCUUUAUUAAUUGAUAAAUCUAAUGAAUUAUUUCGUCAAGGUAUGGAACUUAUAUCGUUAAAUGAAUAG
This is a messenger RNA of Rotaria sp. Silwood2, 210 nucleotides long. NCBI's taxonomy places the organism in Eukaryota, Metazoa, Rotifera, Eurotatoria, Philodinida, Philodinidae. The record is from the annotation of a GenBank genome assembly.